This is a messenger RNA of Dendrobium catenatum, 2043 nucleotides long. RefSeq names its product cleavage stimulating factor 64. Gene Ontology annotation, cellular component: mRNA cleavage and polyadenylation specificity factor complex. The transcript is spliced from 10 exons. Lineage: Eukaryota; Viridiplantae; Streptophyta; Magnoliopsida; Asparagales; Orchidaceae. Gene Ontology annotation, molecular function: mRNA binding. The record is from RefSeq and is a predicted model, not a curated record. Bases 153 to 1862 code for a protein of 569 amino acids.
UAAGCUUCAGUGCUUCACAUUAUGGCCAUCCAGCCGCCAAGUCGUCACAUAAAAGGACGCGCGAGCACGGCCCAUAUAAAAAAAAUCUUUUUUUUUUUCUUUUUUUCGAUUAAAAAUGGCCAUGGAUCGCAGCCGCCGCUGCCGGGAUUCUCAUGCUUGCAUCGGCGGCGAGGGAGCGAGCCCCGAUAGUUCUUUGUGAUAUGGCUUCCACCUCCGGCUUGCAGCACCGCUGUGUCUUCGUUGGAAACAUACCUUACGAUGCGACCGAAGAACAGCUGAUACAAAUUUGCGAGGAGGUUGGCCCCGUUGUCUCCUUCAGGUUGGUACUUGAUAAGGAAACUGGAAGGCCUAAAGGUUAUGGCUUUUGUGAGUACAAAGAUGAAGAAACAGCUUUGAGUGCUCGUCGCAAUCUCCAAGGCUAUGAGAUAAAUGGACGCCAGCUGAGAGUUGACUUUGCUGAAAAUGACAAAGGAGUUGAUCGAAAUAGGGAACAGGGUCGUGGCGGUCCGGGAUUGACAUCAAGCACUGAUAGCCAGAAAUCAUUAGCUGGUCAACCAUUUGUUGGAGAUGCAACCCUCCGUCAAAUAUUAGUGCUUCCUCAGGCAGCUACAGCUGCCUCUGUUAUGGCCGAAGCAUUAGGUGUACCUCAGAAUAGUAGUCUACCACAAUUCAGAAAUGGUCUUCCCAGUGUUCCUGGUUCUGGAAAUGAUCCUUUGACCAAUUACCUGGCAAGCAUGUCCAGAUACCAGCUGAAUGAAAUUAUGUUGGAGAUGAAGGCCUUGGCUACAAAAAACAGGGCUCAGGCUCAGCAACUACUGCAAGAGAGUCCAAAAUUGACAAAGGCACUUUUUCAGGCAGAAAUUAUGCUUGGUAUGGUAACGCCACAAAUGCUGCAAGUGGCAGGUAACCAGAAAACUUCAAGUGCAGUAGCAACGUCUUCAGUCCAGGAUAAUAAACAGGACCUCAAACCUGUGACAACCUAUCUUGGUCAAGUUGCUUUACAGAGAGAAUCGGCGAUUGAAACAUGUUUGAAACCAUCUGAAGCCCAGGGAAAAAAUGUUUUGCCAAACUCUGCAGUUUUCCAGCAUUCUUCACUUCCCCCUAAAUAUGUACCUCUUCAAUCUUAUCGGCCACCUCUGCCACAAAAUCAAAUUCCAGCACAAGGAACAAUUCCAGGAUUAGCCGAUGUGGCUAUGAACCCAAAUGUCCAAGUUCUACCUUUACCAACUUCCGUAAGUUCUUUACCACAAGUUCAGUCAUCUCUAUUGCACCAUUCCAGACCACUUGGAACUACAAGUAUUGGCCAUCAACAUCAAGGGACCCUGCCAAAUACAAGUCUGCAGCAGUCAUUUUUGCCUCAUCCUUUGACAUCCCAGAUUUCCUCGUUGAAUCAUCCACUGCUAUCAAGCGGGCUGGAGAUGCUUUCGAGGGAAGCUAGGCCAUCUUGGUCCAGCCUAGAUUUAAUUUCUGCAUCAAGAAUCAGCACAGAACCAAGCUCUGUAGGGUUGGUAAAGCAAAAUGAAACGUCAAGUGAAGCGAUGGGGCUAUCUAGUCAUCCUUCAAAACGACCAAGAGUAGAAGGAGCUAUUGCUCAUAAUUUGAUUAGUGGAAACUCUUCUGUGGCUGGCUUCUCCUUAGCUCAGUCUUAUGAUUCUGGCCUAUCAGCUGGAAAACAAAUAUCCAAUGCAGAUGGGCUCCAGCACACACAAAAGCAAAUGCCCCAGCUUUCAGCUGAAGAGGAGACAGCUCUUCUGAAACAGCUGAUGAGUUUGACACCCGAACAGCUUAGCUCAUUGCCUUCAGAGCAACAGCAACAGGUUCUUGAGAUUCAACGCACUCUUCGUUCGAAGCCACUCCUCUAGCUUUUUUUCUACAUUGCUUCACCACCUUUGAUAAUGGCGGACCUCAGCUUGUUUAUUUAUAAGAUUUUGUUGAGGUCUUGAGGGCUUUUUCGCAGAGCAAUUCUUUUUAUUGGGGCUGUUAACAAAAUUCAAAAUUAAAAUUAUUCAAAUUUUGAUAUUUGAUUUUGACCCUAAUUUGAGG